Molecule: messenger RNA, 2565 nt
Organism: Henningerozyma blattae CBS 6284
Lineage: Eukaryota; Fungi; Ascomycota; Saccharomycetes; Saccharomycetales; Saccharomycetaceae
Gene: ARP8
Product: Arp8p
Exons: 1
Coding region: 1-2565 (854 amino acids)
Biological process (GO): double-strand break repair; regulation of DNA-templated transcription
Cellular component (GO): Ino80 complex
Source: RefSeq, a predicted model, not a curated record
AUGUCAGAAGAUCAAAACUCAAGUGCAGACGAUCAGAUUGGUACGCCAAUUGGAAAUACACAAGAACAAGGCCAAGAUCAAGAUGAUGAUGCAAAUUCAAAUUAUGAUUCCAACGAAGAUUCUAUUGAUGUGCAAGAUCUAGCAGAUGAUUCAACCAUCGAUAUUAAACAAGAUUCAGAUAAUGAAAAUGAGAAUGAGGAUAUUGGAGAUGAUAAAUCUGAAGAGAAGCAUAACGUAAUAUCUAAUAAAGUUAUCAUAAAGAGAAAACCAGGUCGUAAGAGACGUCCCAAUAAUGAUUAUGGUGAGACUCCACUAGCAGACACAAAAAUUCCAAGCAAAAAGAAUCCAAAAAUAGAUAGUUCUAAAAAUAAAAAGUUCCAUCUACAUUUACUAGAGAAGAGAAGGUUAGGCCGUCUAAAGGCAGCAGAAGAAUUUGCUAAAAAAUUAAAACAAAGUGGUAUCGAAAAGAUUGAAACAUUAACUGUUAAUCCAACAGGUUUAUUUCAACCUGCUAUGCUAAUAAAUCAAAAGAAUUAUUCAUCUGAUUAUCUGAAAAAAGAUAGUCAAAUAUUUGCUAUGAGAAAUAGAAAAGAAAUUAGGGAAAAUGCACAAACAACGACAUCCUUGAAUAAUACUCCAGAUUUUCAAGAAGGAAGAGGCGAAGCAAAUCAAGCAGCUCAAGAUGAAGAUAUUAAUUUGGGAGAUCCUUCUACCACAAUUGUUAUUCACCCUGGCUCAAAAUUCUUAAAAAUUGGCUAUGCCCAAGAUCCAAACCCUAUUUUAAUUCCAUCUUGCGUUGCUGUUCCAAAGAAUCAAUUUUUAGAUACCGUUUCUGAAUUAAAUGAUAACUUUAAUUAUUCCAAAGAUCAGUCAGAGAAAUUUGAUGAAUAUAAAAAUGAAUUACUAAAGAGUUUCAAAGAAAGAAUGAGAUUUUAUAAACGUAAAGUGCAAACUAAUGGCCAUGAACAAGUGUUGUCAUUCAAUAAAAAUUCUAAACCCGAAGAUGUAACUGAAAAAAAUGAUAUAGAAGAUGUAAACCGUUGGAUAAAUGAUCCUCAAAAAAAAUAUUUCGGUUCUGAUGCCAUACGAUGCUCGAAAGAAAAUUUCAUAAUAAGAUAUCCUUUUAUAAAUGGGGGUUCUUUUAAUAUUGAAGCACCUUAUUAUAGAACAUUAUCUGAACUGCUAUCAGAAGUAUGUGAAUUCCUUGUUCAUAUAUUGACAUCUGAUACUUUCCAAUUGAAGACCUCUGAUUUUAGCAGCUAUAAAAUUGUAUUGGUCAUUUCUGAUAUUUUUGAAAAAAGUCACCUUGAAGUCAUGUUCAGAUUAUUAUUAAAUGAGAUGCAAUUCAAUGCUGUCGCAAUAAUACAAGAAUCAUUAGCAACUUGUUAUGGUGCAGGUGUUGGUUCUUCCACGUGUGUGGUUAAUGUUGGAGCUACACAAACGAGAAUUGCAUGUGUAGAUGAAGGUAGUAUCGUAGAGGAUAGUAUUGUUUCAUUAGAUUAUGGGGGUGAUGAUAUAACAAAAUUAUUUUCAAUUUUAUUAUUACAAAGUGGAUUCCCUUAUACAGAUCUGAAUAUCAAUGCAGCCCAUGAUUGGAUCUUGGCUGAAAAGUUAAAAAAAGAUUUUGUUACAUUCCACGAUGCCAAUGUAACUGUCCAGUUAUAUAAUUUUAUUAAAAGAGUUCCAGGCCAAAUACCACAAAAAUAUGAAUUUGAGACAUUUGAAGAAGUUAUGUUAGCUCCAUUAUCUUUAUUUUAUCCCCAAGUUUUAAAGUUAUUAAAAUCAGAACAACUUGCUAAGUACAAGAAUGAACAAGUAAAGAAACAAUUACCAGCUUCAAGAGAUAUAUUUACUAGCGAAUUAAAUGAUUGGAAGUCGAUUGCACAAGCCGAUUGUUUGAAUAAAAAUUUAUAUUCUGAAACAUCAGAUGAAAUAUCAAUGUUGAAAAGAACAUUAAAUAUUCAUUUAAAUUUAGAGGAAAUUCGCGAUGAAAUUGAUAAAGAGCAUGAAAUACCCAACUCUAAUUAUACUUCUCUAGAAAAAGCCAUCAUUCAAAGUAUAGCUAAUGCAUCUGCAUCUCUUGAUAUAUCUAAAAUCAAUUCGUUUUAUUCAAAUAUUCUACUUGUUGGAGGUGGUGCCAAGAUUCCUUCUUUAGAUUUUAUCUUAGAAGAUCGUAUAAAAAUUUGGAGACCUCGACUAUUAUCUGUAAAUUCAUUCCCUACAUUUUACAAAAAGCUAACGAAAUUAAUCAAGGAGUUACCAAACUACGGUAAGACAAAUAAGACAUCUGAAGAAGAAGAAAGUCUCAAAAAAGCCAUCGAUGAAUUAAUCAAGACUGAAUUUGAAGCAUAUGGCCCCAUAUUAGAACAGCAAGCUAGCAAUGACAGUUUUUUCCCAGUUAGUAUUCUACCAUCUCCGCGUAAUAUGGAUCCAGCUGAAUUGAUAUGGAAGGGUGCUAGUGUCUUAGCCCAGAUAAAGCUUGUUGAAGAAUUAUUUGUAACCACUGCUGAUUGGGACAUGCAUGGAAGCAGAAUUCUUCAACAUAAGUGCAUUUUUACAUACUAA